AUGAAUUCUUUUUUAAGUGGCAUCUUGAUUCUGUUUACUGUCUUUAGGAACCAUGUGCACGCUCAUGGGUAUAUGUCAAGCCCACCUUCCAGAUCAUAUAUAUGGCACGACCAAAAGUUCAAAGCGUUAGACCCACACGUUAAUUACAACUAUAUGGGCUUAAAUUGUGGCGGACUCGCAACACAAAUGGCAAAUGGUGGAAAAUGUGGCGUUUGUGGUGAUAAUAUCAACGGUCCGAGAGAAAAUGAGUCGGGACCAGAAGGCAAAUAUGCACAGGGCAUAAUUUCAAAAUGUUACGCUAGUAACAACGUAAUCGAUGUUGAGGUCCAUUUAACAAGUAACCAUCUAGGGUGGAUGGAGUGGAGACUCUGUGAGCUAAAUGACCCAGAGAAAACCUCAAACCAGGACUGUUUCGAUGACAAUCUACUGGAAAUAGUUGGCAUUAGUGGAGACAAUUGGUACAGAGAUGGAACCAGUCGAUUGAAAAUUGACCCCAGUAAGCAGAAAUCUAACGAUAAUUUUUACGUAUCGUUGUUCAUACCAAAUGAUGUGAAAUGUCAAGCAUGUGUCUUACAGUGGAUUUAUAAAGCAGGUAAUAACUGGGGUUGUGAUAAUAUUGAUGGUGUUAAAGCUUGUGGUAUUGGCCAUGGUGAUAACCAAGAAGAGUUUAGAAAUUGUGCCGACAUUGCUAUU
Molecule: messenger RNA, 693 nt
Organism: Lottia gigantea (owl limpet)
Lineage: Eukaryota; Metazoa; Mollusca; Gastropoda; Lottiidae
Exons: 3
Source: RefSeq, a predicted model, not a curated record